This is a messenger RNA of Rotaria sp. Silwood1, 1239 nucleotides long. NCBI's taxonomy places the organism in Eukaryota, Metazoa, Rotifera, Eurotatoria, Philodinida, Philodinidae. The record is from the annotation of a GenBank genome assembly.
AUGGUUUUAACAGGACAUUAUGUUGAUGAUAAUUUUUAUCAAAAAGCAACUGUUUUGCAGUUUUCGACAUUUCCAAAAAGACAUUAUUCACCAAUAAUAGGUCAUGAAAUUGAAAAACAAUUAAAUGAAUUAAAAAUUUUUGAUAAAGUAUCAAGUAUCACGUGCGAUGGAGCACCUAAUAUGGUCGCCUUAUUCAAUUAUCUUACUCGACCAGAUAUAGAUCGUAUUCAAUGCAUAGCCCAUAAAAUUCAUUUAAUAGUUUGUAAUGGACUAGGUAUAUGGUUGAAACGAGUGGCUAUCAUUAAAGAAGAUACAACAACAAUUACUGAUGUUGACGAACAUUUAAGUCAAACAGUAAAAAAAAUCAAAAUUGAUGAAAAUGGCGAAGUUGAACAAUCAAAUGAUGAAGGUGAUGAUGAAGAUGAUGAUGAAGAUGAUGACGAAGAUGUUGAAGAACUUACUCAUGAAGAUGAUGAUAAAGAAUCAUCUUCAACAUCAACAGCAAUAGCAACAACAACAAAUAGUUCAACAGGUGAUUAUCAAGAUGAUGAUGACGAUCAUGAUGAUGAAGAAGAUGAUGAAGAUGAUGAUGAAGAUGAUUUCGACGACAACUUUCAAUCCGGUGUUUGUAUUGAUGAUGAUGUUGAAUUAUCUAUUGAAAUUAAUCGUGAAUUUUAUUCAUAUUUUGAUCCAAGAGGUUUAUCAAUGUUGAAAACAUCGGAAAUCACAUCCAUUGAACGUGAAAUUAAACAAAUAAUACACGAUAACAAUGUGCAACAAACAAAUACUCCUUAUACAACAACAGCAUCAUUAUCAAGUACACAAUCAACAAUAACACAUACAUCAUCUAUAGCCAAAAAAAAACAUUCAACAAAAAAGUCAACUCUUGAUGAAUUUUUGGAAUCUAUUGCUGAUCCUAUUGAUAACAACUUACGAGCAAAAAAACCAACAACAGUUAUAAGCUCAUUAAUUGAAGAAUUUCGUAGUUAUAAACUUUUAGCUGGUAGAUAUGUUGUGGAUGGAGAGAGUGAUUCUCUUCUCUUUUGGCGAACAAAUAAAAACAUUCUUCCAUUAUUAGCUACUUUGGCAAAAAAGUAUCUACCUGCACCUGCCUCGAGCGUUGCAUCUGAAUCGACGUUCAGUAUUUCUGCUAACUACGGACGAAAACAAAGAGCACGACUUUUAGCUAACAACCUUGCAAUGUCUGUUUAUUUACAUGAUAAACUCGGUACCGAUUAA